This is a messenger RNA of Tarenaya hassleriana, 1077 nucleotides long. Its product is annotated as pre-mRNA-splicing factor 38B. NCBI's taxonomy places the organism in Eukaryota, Viridiplantae, Streptophyta, Magnoliopsida, Brassicales, Cleomaceae. The record is from RefSeq and is a predicted model, not a curated record. The transcript is spliced from 4 exons. Bases 36 to 923 code for a protein of 295 amino acids.
CUUCCUGAUUAUCCCGAGAGAAGGGGAAAAACAAGAUGUCACGAAGAGAGGGCAGGGAUUCCGACACGAAACGCCAAAGCUCCAGAGUCGAUCGUGAACCCAGCCCUAAGAGGUCUAGGAGGGAUGGAAAACCCGAAGCGGAACGAGUCCUGAGUAAGAACGAUUUGGAUGUGACAGAUGUUACUGAUGCAGAGAAGAAACCGCAUAGGCACCUUCGAGAUGCCGCACCUCUCGAAUCUGACGCUCAUGCUUUGAGCAAAGAUGCCGAGAAAAAACACAAUGGGCAUCAAGAAAUGACCAAACGCUCUCCCAAUCGGUCAGAAGCGCCUCGAGCUCGACCACAUUAUCAGCAUGAUGAACGUGGUGGUUCUGGAAAAGGCGACAGGAGAGCACCUGCAGAGAGAGGAUGGUGGAGAAGCGGCAGAGAUCAGAUGCAACGAAGGCCUUUAGAUGAGGAGCGAUCACGACAACGUAGAGAUAGAGAGGAGAGCAUGUGGAGACACGACAAGUUCCAAGAGAAGGAAGAAGAUAACCAAUCCCAACCCGCGAGAAAACGACCUGCGUUCAGAGAGAAGAAGACCCGAGAGGAAUCCGGAAAUACAAAUAGAACGGAAGAAAUUGAACAUGGAAAAGAAAAUCAGCAUGAUCGGGGCGAUAUACGGACUGAAAGGAGGAACGAGAGGCGACCAUGGAGACCGCCCAUGGGAGGGGGAAGAGACAGGACAUGGAACAGGCCGAGCUAUGCGGGAAACAACAGAGAAAGAUUCAACGAUGGGAGAGGAGGAGGAGGGUUUCGGGGAAACGGGCAGUGGAGAGAAGAGAAGAAGUGGGAGCAUGAUCUUUUCGACGAGGCUAACAAGAGUCCUCCUAAGCGGAACGAGGAAGAACAGAUCGCAAAGCUCGAAGCUUUGUUGUCUUCUUGAAGAUGCAUUGCAGGUAAGUUUUAUACAUAUAUCAUCUUGAUGGAUUAAAGAUUAUUAUUUUCUUCCCUGUAUCAUUUUGAAGUUUGAUAUUUCUGGAAUUUGGGUGGCUUCACGGUGGGGUUUUCAUGUGGUUUCUUAUGAUCCUGUUUUUAUC